Prorocentrum cordatum is the source of this 2569-nucleotide messenger RNA. The record is from the annotation of a GenBank genome assembly. Lineage: Eukaryota; Dinophyceae; Prorocentrales; Prorocentraceae.
GCCUGCGCCUCCAGCGCCCCUGCAGCGCGCAAGUGGCGCGCUGGCGGCAGCCGCGCGGCGCGCGAGCGGGCCGCGGCGCCCCUGGAGGCGCAGCUGGCGGGGAUCGAGAGCGGGGCGUCCCUGGGCAGCAGUGCAGAGCCUCCCGCCGCCGGCUGGCAGCUCGUUGAGGGCGACGACGACGUGCCCUGCCGCAACUGGCGCGUGGAGGGGCCCCACCGCACCUGGGAGCAGAUGGUCGCCGUGUGCAGCACGCGGCCUUUCACGGAACCCUCGGGGUUCCCGCCUGGCCCCCGCUCCGUCGACGGGCGCCCGGACGACACCGGCGUGGGCAGCACGGACUUCUUCCGGGCCACCGUGAGCGAGGUCAGCCGGACUUCGCCGUCUCCCGCGGAGGCUGGCGAGGAGGCGCCGCUGUGCCUCUGCGGGCAGCCGGCGCGCCAGAGGCACGUCACGAGGCGGCACGGGAGCGUGGAGUCCGCACGGGCAGGCGGUCUCGAGGACCUGCAGCAGGGGGGCGUGGGCGAUUGCUGGUUCAUGAGCGCCCUGGCUGUCGUGGCGGAGCGGCACGACCUGAUCACCAAGCUCGUGCCCAACCUGAACGCCGGGAUGUCCACCGGCUGCCACGAGAUCAGGCUCUUCCUCGACGGCCGCUGGACUGCCCUCCUCGUGGACGACCACCUGCCCACCACCGCGAAGCAGCGGCGGCCGACCGCGGAUGGCAGCGGGCUGGCGUUUGGCCGCUGCGCUCGCAGGCAGCUGUGGGUGUCGCUCGUGGAGAAGGCGUACGCCAAGGCGCACGGCGCCUACAGCAUGAUCAGCGGCGGAGAGACUGCCGAGGCCCUCCUGGACCUCACGGGCGCCCCGACGGAGGUCGUGCACUUCUGGGAGCCAGGCUUCGACCCCGACCUCUUCUGGGCCAGGCUGCUGACGCUGCUGGAGGCGGGCUGCCUGGUGGGCUGCGGCACCAGCUCGGAGACGCUGGAGGAGCUGGGGCUCGUGGGCCAGCACGCGUACUCCGUGCUCGAGGCGCGCGACGGGUCCCCCGCGGGCGGCGCGGACGGGCGAGCGGUGCGCGUGAGGAACCCGUGGGGCGAGUGGACCCGCAGGGAGCAGGACGAGCUGCUCGCGCAGCUCGGGGCUCCAGUGAGCCCGGGCGACGGCUGCUUCUGGAUGCGGUAUGCGGACUUCCUGCGCGGCUUCGCCUGCGCCGACAUCUGCCACGCGCGCGAGGGCUGGCACGCCCGCAGCUUCGACGCCGAGUUCACCGGCGCGGGCGCGGGCUCCGCCGCCGGGUCGCGGGACUCGCUGCGGGUGCGGGCGGAGCACGGCACGGACUGCUGGUUCGUCGCCAUCCAGCCGACGGAGCGCGGCAAGCAGCUGCGCCGGCCGCGCGGGUACCACCUCAACGACCUGAGCCUGGUGCUGCUGGACGCCGAGACGGGCGAGAGCCGGGGCCUCGUGCUGGGGGGCGCCCGCCGCGACGUGAGCGUGCCCGUCUUCCUGGAGGCGGGGCGCGAGUACGUGCUCGUGCCGCUGAGCUUCCGGGCCAGGCGGGGACCCUUCCCGAAGAAGGAAAAACUCUACGCCGCGGGCCCCGUCCGCGUGCUGCCCGAGCCCCUGCCGAGCGCGGCGCCGGUGUGGGCCGCCCUGCGGAGUCUGGCGAUGCAGCCGGCGCUGCCGCCGCGCACGCAGCGGCUGGUGUACCGGCUGGGCCAUGGCGUCGCGGGGCUCGGUGGACUCGUUCUGGAGGGUCCGGCAAUGGCCAUCGGCAUCGCCAUCAACGAGCACCCCGACGCGGCGAUGCUCGUCUCGUUGGCCGGCGCCGCCAACCACGCUGUGGUUUGCGGGCCGAUGGGUCAGGAGGAGGGCGUCGAGUGCAGCGAGCGCAACAGGAAGUCUGGCGACCAGCCGAGCCGCGGCCAACUGCGGAGGAGGCGCGGGCCGCGGGAGCCGAGGCCCAGCUGGCGCGAGCACGCCCUGCAGGCCGUGGUGCCCCCUGCGUCGAUGCAGCUGCUGUUCGCGGCGGUCGCGCUGGUGGAGCAGCACUGGGAGUUCGCGCUCGAGGGCGUCGAGGCCCAGCAGCUCCCCGGCGAGGCCUGCGGCGCGGACGCCGCCGCAGGCCGCGAGCACGCGUUCGGGGCGGCGCCCGUGCCGCCGGGCGCCGCGGGCGCGCCCGAGUCGUGGCCCAGACGUGGAUCGUGGGCGCUCUCUCACGUGAAGGCCUUGGCCCUGGCGCCAGGCCGUUCUCUCGCCUACGAGAUGAGUUGCGGGAGGCUGGUGGAGGCGUUGCGCCUGAAGAUCUCGGAAGAAUGCGGCCUCGAGGCGUCUGAGCUCGUCAUGGGCACGCGUUCGGAGAUCAUGCGCGAUGGUCGCAUUCUCGCUAGAUGCGGCCCUGACGAGGGCGUGUGCAUCACGGUCACUCGGCGUGUUCGCGGCGGCGCGGACGAGCCCGAGGAUGCCUUCAUGCCCGCAGACGCUGCCUAGGCCGUUUCCGAAAGCGACCUCCUCCCGACCCGCCGCCGAGAGGGAGGGAACUUCUGCGCCCUGCAGCGCGGCCGACUGCACCUGG